Molecule: messenger RNA, 1020 nt
Organism: Bombina bombina (fire-bellied toad)
Lineage: Eukaryota; Metazoa; Chordata; Amphibia; Anura; Bombinatoridae
Product: alpha-1,4-N-acetylglucosaminyltransferase-like
Exons: 2
Coding region: 1-1020 (339 amino acids)
Biological process (GO): protein O-linked glycosylation
Molecular function (GO): acetylglucosaminyltransferase activity
Source: RefSeq, a predicted model, not a curated record
AUGGUAAACUACUUGCGAAUACUUGCUUUCUUCCUACUUCUCAUGUCUGUUUUUGGCUUUAUGUACAGAUUAAUUUAUACACAAACCUUUGAUUCGUACAUACCAUUCUUUUUUAAUCAAAUCAGUAUCUCCAGAACAAUAAGUCCUAAAGACAUUCUAAGUCAAGGAAAUGGCAUCAUAUUUAUAGAGACUACUGACAAGUUGAAUCCAUCUCCAAUAGUUCUUUGUGCUAUCGAGUCAGCAGCACGUGUGUACAAUGAUAGACCUGUAGCUUUUUUCAUGAAAGGUUUGAGCAAUGUAACAACAGAAGAGGAUGAGAACAGAAUUCGGAAGAAUUUCUCAACACUUUCAGCCUAUGAAAAUGUCUACUUCUUCCCUCUAAAAAUGGAGGAAGUGUUUAAUGAUACACCGCUGCUCCCCUGGUAUUUAAAGGUUGACCCUAAAUUAGAAAGACACUGGGUCCAUGUCAGCUCAGAUGGGUGCAGAUUGGCCCUGAUAUGGAAACAUGGAGGUAUUUAUAUGGACACUGACAUCAUCUCAAUUCGACAAAUCCCAGAUAAAGAUUUUCUGGCUGCUCAGUCUUCUCAGUAUUCUAGCAAUGGUGUCUUUGGCCUUUCAGUUGAUCAUGACUUCUGUUGGAAAAGCAUGGAAAACUUUGUCCAGAACUAUAAUGGAGCUGCAUGGGGACAUCAAGGACCAGGGCUGUUCACACGAGUUCUGAAACAAUACUGCACCUUGCCUGCCUUUAAGUCUUUAGAGGACAUCAUGUGUGGAAACAUCUCUUUCUUAAACCCCCAACGCUUUUACCCUAUUUCAUAUCCAUCAUGGAGACUGUAUUACUCAGUCUGGGAAAAACUGCCAACAUUUAAUGACUCAUAUGCUUUACACUUGUGGAACUAUAUGAACCAUGGAAAAAUGUCUGUGAUUCCAGGAAGUAAUACUUUGGUGGAUCAUCUUUACCAGCAGUAUUGCCCAAACACCUAUGAAUCUCUUAAGGGAAAUAAAACCAAAACUAGUUAG